AUGCAUCUAAAUCUGCAGCAGCAGCAGCAACAGCAGCAGCAGCAGCAGCAGGGGCCACCACCCUAUGGUUGGGGAGGAGGAGAGGGUGGGCCCCCACAACCGUACUACGGCAGCAGCAGCAGCAGCAGCAGCAGCAGCAGCAACUACAACAACUAUGGAGGUAACUACAGCAGCAGCAACAGCAACAACUACAAUGGUGGCAAUAAUUACAACGGCAGCAACUACAGCAGCAGCAGCAGCAGCAGCAACUACAGCAGCAACUACAGCCGCGACUACAGCAGCAGCAGCAACUACAGCCGCGACUUCAGCCGCGACUACAGCAGCAGCAGCAGCAGCAGCAGCAGCAGCAGCAACUACAGCAGCAGCAGCAACUAUAACAGCAGGUAUCAAUUGGAUGUAGGAGACUACGAUGUUCCCCCUCCUGCUGCAUAUACAUUAGACAGCAGCAGCAGCAGCAGCAGCAGCAGCAGCAGCAGCAGCGACUGGGGGGGCCCCUUCCCUUGGGAUAAAGAGGUCGAUCGUAUUAACAAACAAAUCUUCAAAAAUAAAUCCUUCAGGCCUAUGCAGAGGGAGGCAAUAAAUGCAUUAUUAAGUAAUAAGGAUGUAUUUAUAGUUAUGCCAACAGGAGGAGGAAAAAGUCUUUGUUUUCAAUUACCUGCUGUAUUAAAGAAUAGAGGAUUUGCAGCUGUAGUUAUGCCCUUAUUGUCCCUUAUGCAGGAUCAAAUGGAUCAGCUGCAGGCGUUGGGUAUUGAAUGUCGCGCCUUUACAUCUAAUCAGACUUGGGAGGAACAACGACAAGUUUAUGAUGACCUGCGUGAUGAAUGUCGUGAGGUUCGUAUAUUAUUUGUGACACCAGAGAAGUUACGCAGCAGCAAAUUGUUGCGCUGCACUCUGCAUGCAGCAAAUAAGGAGGGACGUUUGUCUCUUUUUGCUGUUGAUGAGGCACAUUGUGUCUCUCAUUGGGGAAGAGACUUCCGUCCUGAUUACUUCUAUCUACAUUCUCUUAGAGAUGAGUAUCCAAAUGUACCAAUAAUGGCAUUAACAGCAACAGCAACAAUUGCAGCAAUUGAGGACAUAAAAAAAAAAUUAAAAAUGAAUAAUCCUGUUCUUUUUCAUCGUUCUUUUGAUAGGCCCAACCUCAGGUAA
Eimeria maxima is the source of this 1146-nucleotide messenger RNA. RefSeq names its product DEAD/DEAH box helicase, putative. The transcript is spliced from 5 exons. Gene Ontology annotation, molecular function: 3'-5' DNA helicase activity; ATP binding; nucleic acid binding. Gene Ontology annotation, cellular component: cytoplasm; chromosome. The record is from RefSeq and is a predicted model, not a curated record. The coding region runs from base 1 to 1146 and encodes 381 amino acids. Gene Ontology annotation, biological process: double-strand break repair via homologous recombination. NCBI's taxonomy places the organism in Eukaryota, Apicomplexa, Conoidasida, Eucoccidiorida, Eimeriidae.